Messenger RNA from Auanema sp. JU1783, 621 nucleotides. Lineage: Eukaryota; Metazoa; Nematoda; Chromadorea; Rhabditida; Rhabditidae. The record is from the annotation of a GenBank genome assembly.
AUGUCAGCCCGGAAAGUUAUCUCCAAAGUAGACAGGGUAAACCAAUGGCUUCAAUUCGCUAGACAGUGGCAUAUCAUAGACGCUAAUCAACAAGAUGCUUUCCGAUUGGGUGAUAAAGUAGCUAAACAUUUAGCUGGCCAACACAAACCGAUUUGGCAUCCCGAAACUGAUUGUGGUGAUCAUGUAGUUAUUGUAAAUUGUAAAGACGUAGCUAUGCAUGGAUUCGGAUGGAAACAUACCGCUUUUCAUUUUAAUAAGGAGUAUCCUCGGGCAAAAGCUGACAUCCCAGCCUGGCAAAUUCAUGAAUAUGAUCCAUGCAGGAUAAUGUUUCUCAGUGUGUAUAAAGCUUUGGGUAAUAAUUUAUUACGUAGAAAACACAUUCAGCGAUUACAUCUUUUCCCUGACACUGAUCUACCAGACUUCGUUAAAAACAAUAUUGGAAAUCAGUUAGAAGCAGUGCAACCCGUAGUGAAGCGAAGUGAUCAGUAUACGGAUGCUGAACGAGCGGCUUUCCCGAGACUCGUGAAAUAUCGGGAAGAUCACAUUGAGAACUGGGAAGAAUCAACUGGCAACCCAGGACGACAUGUUAAGCCUGGCCCAAACGCUAAGAAAGAUGCUUAG